AUGACGUCUGAGGGUGGUCCACAAGUCAUUAUAACUGGCAGGGAUCUGGCUCUAAUGAAUGUUGUUGGCGUUGUGUUCCCUAAGUGUUAUCAUCUUCUAUGUCGUUUCCAUAUUCAAAAAAAUGUGCAGGCAGAGUGCAAAAUGUUAGUGAAUUCUGUUGAUGCAUGGGAUGUUGUACUGCAAGCAUGGGAGAAUGUUAUGGACUGUGAAGAUGAGUUAAAGUUUAACGAUUGUGUUAAUCAUCUUGAGCUUGUUUUCCAGUCAUGGCCUGUAUUUUUUGAAUAUGUUAAUGACUCGUGGAUCAUUCCUUACAAGAAAUACUUUGUGAAAGCGUGGACGAACAAAGUUAUACAUUUAGGGAAUACAACAUCAAACAGAAGAUUAGUGGGAUAUGUUUCUAGAUCUGCCUUAGAACUCCUUGCUCCAAAGUUAGAAAGAGUUAAGAAAAUUGGAUUCGAUACUAGUCGUUGUGGCUGCAUUCUCAAACAAACUUAUGGUCUUCAUGUGCAUAGCGAGGUUGAUCUACUACUUAAUAUUUUCAAAGAAGUUGACAUUGUAGGAAAAGUCACCAUCAAACAUAAAUUACUUGACAUAGUUUACCCUUCGAUGACAUCAAUGUUGCCGCCAGCGAGUAAAAUUAAGACGAAGGGUGGACCUAAAAGUCAUCGAUCAAAGAAGUCAACCAAACGUGAUCCCUCAUAUUUUGAGCAUGUUGACGCCUUCAUUGAGUCAUCAAGACAAGACACGUGUGUUGCAAAAACAGAAAACAAGUUGAAGACCAAAGGUGUAAUCCAAGAAAAGAUAAUACACAUGCUAGAACAGUUCAAUCUUGUUUUUCAGCCUUAUAUAAUGGAUUUUGUGGAUGUAGUGGCAGAUGGUCAUUGUGGGUAUAGAUGCACCGCUGCAUUGCUCGGUAUAGGUGAGGAGUCAUGGCCUCUAAUCAAACAUGAUUUAUACAAAGAACUUAGUCAAUGGCGAGAUGAAUAUGCUACAUUAGUUGGAGGUUAUGAUCGUCUGGAAGAACUAAGAAAGUCUUUGCUAGUUCAUUCACCAUCAGGGGCUAAUCUAGACAAGUUAAUGACUAUACCAGACAUGGGUUAUGCGAUUGCUAAUCGAUAUAAUGUAAUCUUCGUGUGCUUGUCAUCAGUUCAGAAUUUGACGAUAUUCUCACUUCGUACAUCCGCACCUAUUUUGCAAAGUCAACAUCGACUAAUUUGUAUCGGAUAUGUUUACGGUUCUCAUUUUGUGCAGGUUCGUCUACAAGAAGGUUGUCCAUUAUCGAUGGUGGAUAUCAUAUCAUCUAGCAAUUGUUAUCCAAAGGCAAAGGGGUGGGCAUCAUUUUAUAGAGAUAGGAUGCAUGCAUUCAUAGAUUUACACGUAGUGGAUCGUAGAUAUGUAGAUCUUAUGAAAGACUGA
This is a messenger RNA of Vigna unguiculata (cowpea), 1416 nucleotides long. RefSeq lists its product as uncharacterized. NCBI's taxonomy places the organism in Eukaryota, Viridiplantae, Streptophyta, Magnoliopsida, Fabales, Fabaceae. The record is from RefSeq and is a predicted model, not a curated record.